UUAUCCCAACAACUCUCACUCACUUCCCCAACUAAACUAAACUCAACCUCUCUCUCUAUCGCUCUCUCUAAAACACACACGAUGCCUACAACAACCAGAAGAAAGCUCCGGUUGAGCAAAGUCACGGUCGACAUGGGAUGCAGCUGCAGAAAACCUAUUAAGCUCUUCCAAAUAUUCCACCCUAAACCUAAACCCUCCUCCAAAACCCUAAAACAAAACAACUACAACCACUUCCCUCCUUCUUCUUCUUCUUCUUCAACCCCACGCAACAACAACAACAACAACAAAGUCUACAAAGACGACUGUGCUCCAUUUUUAGUCACAAAUUCCGACGCAAAAGCCACGAGGCCCGUCAGGGGCUUCGGUAGAAUCGGCAGCGAGAGCGUGGCUGUGGAGAAAGACUCCGGCGACCCUUACUUGGACUUUCGACACUCGAUGCUACAGAUGAUACUGGAGAACGAGAUAUACUCGAAAGACGAUCUCCGGGAGCUUCUCAACUGUUUCCUGCAGCUCAACUCGCCCUGCAACCACGGCAUUAUUAUCAGGGCAUUCACUGAGAUCUGGAAUGCUGUUUUCUCUGUCAGGUCUGGAGGUUCGACGUUGCUGCACUUUGCGAACAACAAGUCACGUGACUACUAGCUGAAGCUGUAUCUGCUGCACGUGCAAAGGGGGAUUGAGAGAUUGAGUUUCCAGUUACAUGUCGUGUUAAGAUAAAAGACAAGGGGAUUCAAUCAAGUUAUUUAAGGUCCUUUGUAAGGUUGUGGGGGUGCAUGUAAUGUAAAGAAAUAUUUUCGAUUAAUCAAAUCUCAUAUGAAUUAUGGAUACGAUUUUAUA
This is a messenger RNA of Malus domestica (apple), 834 nucleotides long. RefSeq names its product transcription repressor OFP6-like. NCBI's taxonomy places the organism in Eukaryota, Viridiplantae, Streptophyta, Magnoliopsida, Rosales, Rosaceae. The record is from RefSeq and is a predicted model, not a curated record. Gene Ontology annotation, biological process: negative regulation of DNA-templated transcription.